This is a messenger RNA of Symbiodinium pilosum, 729 nucleotides long. The record is from the annotation of a GenBank genome assembly. Lineage: Eukaryota; Dinophyceae; Suessiales; Symbiodiniaceae.
AUGUACACAGAUUUCGGUGGCGGUGUGAACUGGAAGGAGAAAGAGUCGCCUUUGCAGGGAGCAUGCCGAGAGCUGGCUGAGGAGCUCUUUGCGCAAGACGAAACGACAGCGGAGGCCACUGCUCGUGUCUUAUCCGAAGGGAUCAAGUCUGAGCUAUUGGGUGGCAGGCCUUUCGUUUCCAGGGGCUACGCAAUGUUCGUAGUCAGUGCGGAGGCGAUCGUCAGCAGUCUUCAAAUAGAUCCUGGUGACUCUGCGAUAGAUCGCUUGUUUGAGUCCGCGAAGUUCUUUGACAGCCAGGGCAAAGCCAACUCGGAGCUCACUUCUGUUGCUUUGGUCAACGUUGGAGACUUUUUGCGGAGUGCUGCAAGCGACGGAUUCCCUCGGCCCUUGUGCACAAGGUAUCAAGAAGGGGAUGCAGGGAACAAGGGGCGUGAUGAAGUGAUCAAACUCCGGCCGGUGAUGGUCGGCACGAAGGGUUCAAUCAGCGUUAUUCACCGAGUUCUGGCUGACUUUGCUUCUACUUUCAAGGAGGAUUCUAUUGAACAGAAGGAGUUUGCCGUUCCAGCCAGCCCCUAUCCUCACACAACCGUUCGACCGACUGUGGUGGCUGGGGAGGGUCAUGCUGAGCAAGCUGACAGUUCUGUUCCCAAACGGCGCUGGCAAAAGGACAAAGCGCACAUCGGCACCGCAAAUCUAGAAUUCAUCCUGACAGAAGCCGAAACACUGUAA